Messenger RNA from Cavenderia fasciculata, 1992 nucleotides. RefSeq names its product UBX domain-containing protein. Bases 1 to 1992 code for a protein of 663 amino acids. Gene Ontology annotation, molecular function: protein binding. The record is from RefSeq and is a predicted model, not a curated record. Lineage: Eukaryota; Evosea; Eumycetozoa; Acytosteliales; Cavenderiaceae. The transcript has a single exon.
AUGAGCAGCAAUUAUAAUAGAAAUAGAAAUCAGUUGCAUCAAAAUAGAAUACAAACAAUCAAUCAAUUGAAUAGUAUUCGAAACAGCAGAGAGGAUAGUCCGCCAACUCCAUCACCGUCCUAUUCAUCUUCAAGACCAACGGCACCGUCUCAGUCCACUUCCUUGUCGUCAUCGUCGUCGACCAAUAUUAGAUCAAGUGGAGGGUUGAGUGGCGGUGUACAUGCUUUGGGAGGAUCAUCAGGUAGUCUCCCACCACUUCCAACAUCGACCAAUACAUCAUCACCAAGAAUCUCGGCGGGUGGUAGAACAUCACGAGAGAAUGUAGAAGAGUAUGAUGUGGGCGACGUUCAUGUGCGAACCACUAGGAGAUCGACACCCAAUGGGUACACGCAGUCUGUUGAAAGAACGUCAAAUGAUGGAAACACACAGUCUUCCUACACGACUCAAGUGACUAGUUUCAGCAGCAGCAGCACCACUUCGCAAAGUCCAGCCGGUGGAAGAGGUGGUGGUACUCCUCGUAUGAGCAACAGUCCGUCGACCCGAGUAGCCGGGUUGAGCCCGAGCACUCACUAUCGUCCACAAUUCCAAGUGUCACAAUCAACCAAUUUGAAUCGACCCGGAUCGUUUAUGGACUCUAAUUUUAGAAACUACUACGAUCAUCCUGCUCUCAAUCCAUACUACCGAUCACCGAUUGGUGAGCUGUCUAGUAUCAACGGACAGAGAAGAACAUACACUGAAGACAUACCAGACGGAAAUAUGGAGCAAGAAGAGGACGAUGAAGAAGAGGACGAGUUUGAGGAUAUGGACGACACGGUCGACCAAUCACUCAAUGCCGCCAGAAAUAGACAACAAGCACAGAUCAUCCCGAGUUAUAUGAAUUUUGGUAUUGAUGAUGACGGUAUGAAUGAAGACGAACAACUUCGAGAAGCUAUUAGAAGAUCUCAAGAACAAUCGUUACCCCAACAACCAGCACCACCAAAGAAAAUGAAUAAUAAUAGUUCAUUUGAUAUGGACCAAGAAGAUUUGGAACUGCAAAGAGCACUCACUGAAUCAAUGAGAGAGUUUCAAGAGAAAACAUCCACCUCUUCCACAACACCUCUUUCCUCUUCAUCAUCAUCAGUUCCUAAAAAGAAGGUUAAUGUUAGACAAGACCUUAAUGAAUAUUAUAGUGGAACUUCUAGACAACAUCAACAUCAAAAACAACAACAACAACAACAACAACAAAAUAACAUCAAUAAUAAUAAUGGAAAUGAUGAAUCUGAAAAUGAACAUACAUUGGAAGCAAUGUAUAAUGAUCCAGAACUCAGACAUCUUCUUAGUCCUGCUGAACAACAACGCUUGGCAAGAAAACGUUUGAUUGAUGAUGCUCGAAAGAUUAGAGAAUCACAAGAAAGUGAAUUCAACGAAUCACUUCGUAGAGACACUGAAAAGCGUGAAGAAGAGGAAAAGAAAAGGGUAGAGGAAGAAAAGAAAAAGGCAGAACAAGAAGAAAAGAAACUUCUUCAAGAUGCACUCAAACUAUCGAUCCAUCUGGAAAAACAAAGUAGAAUAGAGGAAAUUAAAAAACGAUUGACCGUUGACCCAUCCACUAUGCCUGCUGAAGAGAUUAAAGGAAGAGAAAAAGAGAUUUGUGAAAUUAGUGUCAAUUUACCACCAGAUGGAAAACGUAUUACCCGUAAAUUCUUUACUUCCAAUACACUCCAAAAUAUUAGAGAUUGGAUUGAUAUCUAUCUUGAUGAAACAUUUAAUAUUGUUUCAGAAGAUAUUCAUCAAAAAAAAGAUGAAGAAAAACAAGAUGAAGAAAUGAAACAAGUAGAGGAAAAAGAAAAAGUGGAAGUGGAAGAAGGAGAAGAUAAAAGAGAGAAAAGAUAUAUUUCAAGAGAUUAUCAAUUGUUGACAACCUAUCCAAAACAAGUUUUAUCAGAUAAUCAAAAAUCAUUACUUGAUUUACAAUUGUAUCCAAGAUGUCUAUUACAAUUAAAUAAUCCAUAG